Messenger RNA from Rotaria sordida, 630 nucleotides. Lineage: Eukaryota; Metazoa; Rotifera; Eurotatoria; Philodinida; Philodinidae. The record is from the annotation of a GenBank genome assembly.
AUGGUUUACCAUUUAAAAAAUGGUGGACAGUUGGUAAGAAAUUCUUCAUUUGUUUCAGAUUAUUUAUAUAAUUCAUUUUUAAAACGAACAAAAAAACAAAUGUCAGCAUCAAAUAAUGCAAAUAGACGUUUAAUAACUGAAAUAACAAAACUUAAAGCAUUAUCAACAAGUAAUGAUUCAUCAUCCGUUAAAUUUAUUCUUGAUAAAUCACCAAUAGAUGAUCCAUCUGGAGGAUCUCGAGCAGGUGCUAAUAAUUCAGCACAAAAUAUUAUUCUCGGACGAAUUUUACCAACAUCAAAUAUUUAUAAUCAAGCUGCUUAUCAAAUUGAAAUCAAAUUACCAGCUGAAUUUCCAUUUAAACCACCUGAAAUUCGUUUUAUUACAAGUAUUUAUCAUCCAAAUGUUGAUGAACAAGGUAAAAUAUGUGUUGAUUUGCUUAAUUCGAAUGAAACAUGGAAGCCCACAACACCAUUAGUUGAUGUUGUUAAAGCUGUUGUUGAACUUAUUGAUAAUCCUAAAAUUGAUCAUGCACUUAAUGCUGAAAUUGCUAGUGAAUAUACAACAAAUAAAGCUGAAUUCGAUCGAAAAGCUUUAGCUUUGGUCAAAAAAAAUGGUUUACCACGAAGUUAA